Molecule: messenger RNA, 1896 nt
Organism: Penicillium lagena
Lineage: Eukaryota; Fungi; Ascomycota; Eurotiomycetes; Eurotiales; Aspergillaceae
Exons: 1
Coding region: 1-1896 (631 amino acids)
Source: RefSeq, a predicted model, not a curated record
AUGGAAAACCCAACAGCCCUGGCGGCUUUGGAGGAAAAACGAGCCGAUUAUCCCGCCCAUCCAAUCUCCCAACUUCAGGCUCCAUUCGAGGAAUCAAUCGUGGAGACGAAUGAUGGCCCAGAAAGCGAAUGGGUCGUCGAGAUGGAUGCACAGUCGCGCCGACGAGAUCUACUAGAGAACGACGAGUACGAACGGCUGUGUGGCCGGAAAUGGCGCCAAAGAGAAACCGAAAGGUACCAUCCUUUCUGGAAAUUGAGCUCUCAGAUGGUCUUUGGCGUGCAUCUCCUAGCAAAGCGACAGGCGAAAUCAGAGGCAGAGGUCAUGAAAAUCCUACAGACGCAUGUGGAUGAGAUGGACGGAUUUUUGGAGAGGACGACGGAGGACUUCUUGAUCAUUCGCCUGGAUGUCUACACUAGAAUCCAGUACCUGAGUCUCCCUCUCGGGAACCUAGAGGCGUUUGAUGAAAUGUUGGAUGACCGCAACUUCCGACUAUCGCUUAUCUCCUACAACGAUCAGAUCGAGCACGCGAUUGAACGAUUCACGGUUGCCAUUACCGACUCUCUCAAAGACAUUCGCAAAGGAAAGGAGGCUAUGCGUGCCCUUUGGCACUAUUUGCGGCAGCUCGCGGAUGAAGGUUGUUUUGUGUCAGAGAGUCUUGAUGCUUUCUAUCGGGCCAUGGCAGACAACAUGGAAGGUUGGAUGGAUGCUUUCUCAAAACUUCGUCGACAAGCCACAUCUCUUCACAAGGCACUGAGCGAUCUCAAUCUGGCAGUUACCGAGAUGCAACGACGAGUGGGUGUAGCCAGCAGGAAGCCUUUGCGGUCUUCCAUCCAAGUACCCAAUCGAGGCCCAGUUCGUCGCAGGUCGGUCAGGCAAAAACUCUUUGAAAAAAGGCCCUCUACCCUCUCAUCUCGGCCCGUUUCGAACAAGCCUCUUCCACGGGCCCCUAGCGUGAUUAAACCGAAAUCCACGCCAACGACUUCAAAGACGACCGACCUUGCAGCAGACACAGAGAAUGGCGAACCGGACCCCAAUAGCGCCAACGUUAUGACGAACGUUGACUCUCAGCCCAGAGCCUUGAAUCGUGCCAAAUCAUGCAGUGCAUUGGGAGUAGUAGCCGAGGUCCCUGAACCCGCGUCAUCAUCUUCCCCUCGAACGCCAGGCAGACUUGUUAGAAAGUUUUCCAGAUCUUUCCUGCCAAAAAGAUCCGUCAGUGAAAGACUCAACACGACAGAGAAUCGACCCGCAACAGCCCCUUCGAGGACGCUUCGACCCUCACGCAGCGUCUCAAUAGAGAAUUUGAAGGCUCUUUACACGAGUGGACGCCCGCGCACGCAACAGUCCGCGUCACAGUCCGGACAGCAGCAGACCCAGACACCGCUUAUUGGCCGAGGGAAUACCAUGAAGGAGCAUAUUUCGCAUUACCUGAAGGCGGACCGCGUGGUGGAGGCAUGGGACAACAUGGCUAAGAAGUCAGCAUACAGUCCCAAUUUGCCACCAAAAACCAAGGACUGGCCCCGCAGCAUAUUCCGAGCGAGAUCCACGAAAAACACACGAGCUCGUUCAGCCAACAUAAAAACGACUCUGACCAAGGCCCAAUUGGAGCGGCAGAUGUCAUGGGUGCACGCGCCUGAGCUUCUGAACACCUACUCGUUCAGAUCAAGACCUGAAACGGCCCCUCGGAUACAUGUGUUAUCAGUUCAAACGAACCUAGACGAGGAAUUGGAUCGAUACAGUGAAAAAGAUAACGCCCGCGAUGUGGCCGAUGAAGCGAGCUCAAUAAUCACUGCGCUUCCAACAGUGCCACCUCCGACACCCAGUUCGCCGUUUCACCCAGUGAGUCGGCCGGUCACUGCUGAGACUAGACCUCGCACUGUCGACUGUCCCCGAGCUUGA